CCACGAUGAUGAUGCGUACCGGCCUCGCGGCAGUGAGGCCCGCGCUGCGCCUCCAGCCUCCUCUACGGCGCGCGCUGCCUCCUCUCGCUGGUGCCACACUCGCGCGCCAACUCAGCGCCUCCACACCACUUCUCAGGCGAGACGACGAUCGGCUACCCCGUGGGCACGUUCGUCCCGUCCGCCGCCGCAUUCGCCGCGACGACACCAAUGACCCCAACCCCGGCGCAUACCAGUUCCAACAGGACCCGUUGGGCAGCAUGGGCUUCGACCAGCAGGGCUACACGCAGGGUUACUCGGCGCGCCCCGCCGUCGUCGUUCCCGACGACCCGCGCGGCGUCCUGCAGCGCAACCACGCGGCCUACGAGCUGCUCGCGCACGACUCGCUCGUCGUCGUCCGCCAGCUCGAGAUGAUGAACGUCUUCCUCGGAUACGAGCAGGCGAACCGGUAUGCGAUCUACUCCCCCGAGGGCGCGCACGUCGGCUUCCUCGCUGAGGAGGAGCGGGGCUUCGCCGGCGUUCUCACUCGCCAGAUUCUACACACCCACCGGCCCUUCAAGAGCACAGUCAUGGACCGGCACGGCACGCCGAUUCUGUGGAUCGAGCGCCCGUUCGCAUUCAUCAACUCGCGCAUCCGAGUUCGCGCCAACCCCGACCUCGGCGCAGUCGGCGGCGGCGACGGACUCAGCCCCCUCGUCGGCGAGACGCAGCAGCAGUGGCACCCCUGGCGGCGGCGGUACAAUCUCUUCGAGAAUCGUGUCGGAGGAGGAGACAACUACAUGGACCAGUUUGCACGCAUCGACGGCGGAUUCCUCGCUUGGGACUUCUGGCUUACCGACGCCGACGGGCGUCUCCUCGCCACCAUCAACCGCAAUUUCACGGGCUUCGGGCGCGAAAUCUUCACUGACACGGGUCAGUACGUCAUCCGCUUCGACGCCGCGGGCAGCGAGAUCAACAUGCCCCCCGGCUCGCAGGUCAGCGUGCAGGGCCAGACGCUUGUGCUCCCCGAGGAGAGCACGGGGCUCACGCUCGACCAGCGCGCCAUGACCCUCGCCACGGCUGUGUCUAUCGACUUCGACUACUUCUCCCGACACUCGGGUAGUGGAGGCGGCUUCCUCCCCUUCUGGCUGUUCAGCGGCGGUGACGGCUCGAGCGAACACUCGCGCGGCGGAGAAGCUCCAGCACCCUCUGGCUCUGGCACGGGCGUCGGAACGGGCGGCGGUACAGGCGCAGGCGAUGUCCUCGGCGGCGCGGCGGCUGGUGCUGCCAUGGGAGGCGCCGGAGGGUAUUCUGGGCGGGACUGGAGCGAUGACGAGAUAUAUGGUCGCGCGCCCCCGCCAGGACAGACAACUGCUGACCCUUUCCCCGGCCAGAGUACCCCUGAUCGGCCUUACGAGCCUCCCGCACCAGGUCAGCAGGCCGAGGGCUUUGACUACCCACCU
This is a messenger RNA of Cutaneotrichosporon oleaginosum, 1439 nucleotides long. RefSeq lists its product as uncharacterized. Gene Ontology annotation, biological process: plasma membrane phospholipid scrambling. Gene Ontology annotation, molecular function: phospholipid scramblase activity. Gene Ontology annotation, cellular component: plasma membrane. The record is from RefSeq and is a predicted model, not a curated record. Lineage: Eukaryota; Fungi; Basidiomycota; Tremellomycetes; Trichosporonales; Trichosporonaceae.